This is a messenger RNA of Salvia splendens (bonfire salvia), 605 nucleotides long. Its product is annotated as protein yippee-like At4g27745. The coding region runs from base 197 to 520 and encodes 107 amino acids. The record is from RefSeq and is a predicted model, not a curated record. The transcript has 3 exons. Lineage: Eukaryota; Viridiplantae; Streptophyta; Magnoliopsida; Lamiales; Lamiaceae.
AAUAGUUGUUGUAUAGUGGUCGAUUUGGAGUGGAACGAGUGGAAGUCCAAACGCAAGGCAGUGGGGGCUAUUGAAUGCGACCACAAUUAUUGAUAGCCCAUACGCCAAGAUUGUACUAAAAUAAUCAAAAAAAAAAAAACCAAGUCCCUUCAAUUCCCCUGAUUGACUGAUCACAAGCAAGAAAAUUGAUGAUAAAAUGGGUGAUUUGAUCAUGGGUCCGAGGUUGUACGGCUGCUACAAAUGCAGAAACCAUGUGGCCAUCCAUGAUGACAUUGUUUCAAAGUCGUUUCAGUCGAAAAAUGGAAGAGCCUUCCUCUUCUCGCACGCACAGAACAUGUAUUCGGGUAGGAAGGAGGAUCGGCAGAUGAUGACGGGGCUGCACUUGGUGGCGGACGUGCACUGUGCCGAUUGCAGAGAGGUUCUUGGUUGGAAGUAUGAGAAGGCUUAUGAGGAAUCCCAGAAAUACAAGGAAGGCAAAUUUGUGCUUGAAAAAUUCAAGAUUGUUAAACAAAUUUGGUAGCUGUACUUUUGGAACUAUUUCUUUUACUAUUAAAAUUGUAACUGUAAAGUUGCCAACUGGUAAAUACAAGUUUUAUGUUUCUUCA